Phytophthora nicotianae INRA-310 is the source of this 4992-nucleotide messenger RNA. RefSeq lists its product as hypothetical. The record is from RefSeq and is a predicted model, not a curated record. The transcript has a single exon. Gene Ontology annotation, cellular component: membrane. Lineage: Eukaryota; Oomycota; Peronosporomycetes; Peronosporales; Peronosporaceae. Bases 454 to 4884 code for a protein of 1476 amino acids.
ACCAGCACCAGUCAAGCGAAGAUCUUGUCAUCCAGCGGUCACCUCUAAAGCUUCCAAGAUCUACGAAUUCCCCCUCGCUGUUCAGAUGUCCCGGUUUACCCAACCAGUUGGUGCAUUUUGAUCACUGGUCCACUGUGACCGCACAAAUUGCAGGCAGUGCAGGCUGAAGCAGGCCCGACUAACGGAGCUUAACGGCACCGAAAAUCUCUACGAUCCCCGCAGACGCGCUCUCCAUCGAGGCAGACACAGCAUCACUUCAUUUCGGUUAUUGCCUUGCCAUUUGCCUCGUGAUCCCCCAGUGCCACACUUGGAUACAUCUGAUCCGUCUCAAACACGCAGCUCUAUCUCGCUAGGAAUGAAUCCCUUCAAGACCUAUGCGACCUCUUUCCUUCACCCUCCACAACGUAAACUCAUUCACGAAUCUGCUGGCCACCACACAAGCUCUCGACUGUCAUGCGUGUCUUGAUCUUCGCGGCGCUGCUUGCUAUGGGCACGACCCAGGCCGCCAGCAGCUCCACGUCUUUAUCAGGCGUGUCGUCCGCCUCCAGCUACGUACCAUGGAGUCUCGCCGAUAACAAGACCAGUCUGGCCAUCAUCGAGUCGCAGCUCACCAUGUGCACUUACUCCAAAGUGGAGGAAUGCAUCCAGGACCCCAAACUCGUCUUGGAACUAGGCUCACUCUACCGCGCACCAGGCUACUGCAUCGCCAUGGACUCUGCCUACGUCAACAUCACCACCACCAGCGCCGCCAUCCCCAACCGCUACUACCCGACGUCUGUCGAGGAAGCGUAUGACGCUGGCUUCUCCAACAAAUUCUCAGAGUGGUCGGACACUAAUCGAGAACAGUUCGAAGUGGACUGCCCUUUGCUCUACAACGAGACCAUCGCUCUGGGCGAAGACAUGCUCUGCUGUACUGAGUCUCAGUAUACAGGUCUGUCCACUCAGGUCCGCAUGAUUCCCGGUCUCUGCUCGGCCUGUAAGGAGAAUCUACGCAACAUUUUCUGCCAGUUCACAUGUAACCCCAACAACAGUAUGUUCCUGGACAUUAACGAGGUCCGUAUUAUGUCGGGCGAUGACGAACACGAAGGCCAGAUCUUCCCUGCCGUCGAGGAAGCCACAUAUUACGUAGGGAAGGACUGGAUCCGAGAUAUCUACGACUUUUGCGAGGACGACAGCUCCUUCUCUUUACUGUGUAACCCGAAUCAAGACUGUACCGACGGCUACGGCCUCAUGGAGUACAUGGGCAAGUACGCCUUCAAUAGUAUCGGAUCUCCAGAGCAGAUCAACGUGACGACUAUGGAUAAAUUCUCAGAGGAGAUUCAGACGACCGAGUUCUGCCACUGCCACUAUGCCAACGAGACCAACUGCAUAUCGCCUAUGAACAACAAAAUGACGUCCUGUGUUGGCGUUUGUGGUUCGUUGUGUGCCGUUAGCUCCGACGACACUCGAACGUACACUGAAGCGUGUUACGGCGCCGAAUCAGCUUCGUCUUCAGGUAGUAGCAGCGCUACAGGCAGUGGCAGUGACUCCACCUGGGCUGAACUAAACGAAUACUUGGCUACCAACAUUCCGGAAACAGACUGGGCCCCUCUCAACUACUUUUUGGUGAUCUUUGGUGGAAUCACUGGCGUUCUGAUAAUUGUGGGCUUUAUCGUCGCUACUCUUCGUGAAAGGAGGUACAACGCAGUCGACCGUCGCUCUGGAACACCUCAAGUCAUUGGACCGGACACUCCGGAUUUCCAUGGAGUGGCUAGUGCGAUGGCUGGAAGUACCGGGUACUUGAGUUUUCUCGAUGAUUUGAUGACCAAGAAGUUGCGGCUUUGGGCUGCGUUCGUAUCCAAGGACAGCCGACCCAAGAAGAUUAUCCCCAUGGUACUGGUUGUCGUUGUAGUGUGUGCUGUUGGUCUGUACAAUAUUGACAUUGAAACGGAUCCGAUCAAGCUGUGGGUGUCCACAUCCAGUACGUCUUACGAGGAGCGCCAGCACUAUGGAGACAUCUUUAACCCCUUUUACCGUUCCGAGCAGAUUAUUCUGGUACCAAAAGACGGAGGUAACAUCUACCGCUCUUCGAUUCUGAAGGAGGCUAUACGUGUGCAGAAUGUGGCAGCUAAUGUGACGUAUACUUCGGAUGAUGGAGAGACCACGGUGGCUCUGGACGACAUUUGCUGGAAAGCUACUGGUACUGGUUGCACUGUCAACUCUAUUACUCAGUAUUUUCAGAACAACAUGGAGCACUUUGAGUUCUACGAGAAAUAUGGCCUCGAACUGGAGCAUUUCAGUAAUUGUCUGUACUCCCCAACGACGUCGGAUGUGGCACUUUGUACAGAGUUGAAGAACGCGUUGGAUGAUGGUGACUCACUCCCUUCAAGUAUGAGUGAUUGUCCAUGCUUAUCAGCGUUCGGAUCGCCCAUGAAUCUGUACAACACAUACCUUGGUGGAUUCCCUGACGGCGCUGAGAGCAACUACACGCUCUUCCUGGACUCGAUUGCUUUUGUUUCUUCGUAUCUGAACUACAACUACGCUGACGAUGACAAGAACGAGCCUGCGAUCAAGUGGGAGCGUGAGUACAUCAAGACGAUGAAGAAGGAGGCCGAGUCCAACUCGGUGUUUAACGUCUACUUCUACGCCGAGAUCUCCGUUCAAGACGAGGUGGAUGCUGAAUCCAGCAACGGUAUGGGUCCUGUGGCGUUGAGUUAUUGUCUGAUGCUGAUAUACAUUUCUCUGGGUAUCAAUCGCUUCAAGUUCGGCCGUGAAUUCUUCAUCUCGUCCAAGAUUGUGGCUGGUUUCUGUGGUGUCAUCAGCAUCGCGUGUGGUGUGGCGUCCACUGUCGGCCUGUACAUGUGGUUCGGAGUCAAACUUCAGUUAAUUAUUAUGGAGGUCGUCCCUUUCCUGUCGUUGGCGAUCGGUGUCGACAACAUUUUCCUUCUCAUUCACGCUAUGACCGAGAAGGAGGACCAGAUGCGUCGUGAACAGCCGAGUCUCUUUGUUGGUCUUGAGCAUAACCCGAAGGCGAUUGAGGAGAUCACCACGACGAUCGUGUCGGAGAGUCUGGCGUACAUUGGUCCCAGUAUCUUCAUGGCAUCUGCGGCUGAAUCGGUGGCCUUUGCCUUCGGUUCCAUCUCUGCGAUGCCUGUGGUGCUGUGGUUCGCAGCUAUGGCCUGUUGCGCUGUGGCGAUCAACUUCUGCUUCCAGAUGACCUUCUUCCUCUCCGUUCUCACUCUGGACAAGCGUCGUGAAUUGAGUGGCAAGUACGAUAUCAUCUUCAAGCGUGUCUCAUCCGUGACAGCACAGGCGCCUGUUGCAGGUCCUGAUACCUCACAGCAGUCGUCCGAGCCGCUUGUGUCGCUGCAGCCCAAGACUCCAGAAGCAGACGAUGUUCGGCCGUCUGUCACGCCAAAGAAGCACUCGCUUACUCAAGUUCUGGACUAUUGUGUGGACGUCUACGCGUCGAUUUUGACCCACAAGCUUGUCAAGAUGAUCGUGCUAUUGGCGUUCCUAGCUUGGACUUUGUGGUCGAUCUACUCGAUGGAAUCACUGGACCAGGGACUUCCGCAGAAGGAGGCGAUGCCGUCCAACUCGUACAUGAUUGAGUACUUUAACGCACUGGACGUGUACUUAGCGACUGGAUCGCCGGUGUAUUUCAUUGUAGAAACUGGUUAUGGUCGGAAUCCGACGUCAUGGUCGUUAAAUGAUGAAAAUGUGGAGACGAUCUUCUGCAAGUCGAAGGAUAUCUGCGGCACUUACUCGAUCCCCAAUAUCAUGAACGCACUGGCCAACCACGGCGACGAGACUGUGACUCACAUUAGUCCUGGGACGACGUACUCGUGGAUGGAUGAUUUCUGGGGCUUUGUGAACCCUGACAGUGAGUGCUGUCGUGUAGAUUCAGAGGGUGCGUAUGUUCCGAUCGAGACUGGCAACGACACGUACACGACUCUGAGAUCAAGUGACGACACGUGUCUCGUUUCGUCUGAGACUGUUCCCCCUGUGCCAGAAGACGAGUACAUGUCGCUCUUCAGUAUGUUCGCGACGGCCAGUGCUGGUACAUCGUGCUCGUAUGGUGGUGGCUCCAUCUACCGUGGCCAGUUUAGUAUUGACACUGAUCCUAUUCCGACCGUCACGUCUUCGACGCCAGCAGUGAAGCUCAACAGCAGCGGCUAUGGUGACGAGGUCACGGCUUGGUCGUACAUGGUAACGGGUACAUCCAACCCGACCCAGCAGCGCUACAUCGACUCAUACAAACAGAACCUUGCGGCGGCCGAAUGGAUCAGCGAAAAGACUGGCGUGGAUGUCUGGGUAUACAACUUGACAUACGUAUACUUCGAGCAAUACCUGACCAUCAUCCACGAUGCGUACGAGCUCAUCGGUCUGUCCCUUGCGGCUAUCUUCGUGAUCACGACGCUAUAUCUAGGCAACGUGUUUUACUCGCUGGUGAUUGCGUUGACAGCGACGAAUAUUGUGGUGCUGGUGCUGGGUCUGAUGCAGCCAUUGGAUAUUAUGCUCAACGGUCUGUCGAUUGUGAACUUGAUUAUUGCGGCUGGUAUUGCAGUGGAGUUCUGUGGUCAUUACGUUCGAUUCUUUGCCAAGGCAAAUGGGACGGGAGACGAGCGUGCUCGUGAUGCCCUUCGUCAAGUACUGACGUCUGUAUUGUUCGGUAUCACCAUCACCAAGGUCAUUGGUCUCAGUGUGUUGACACUUGCCGACUCGCGUGUGUUCAAGAAGUAUUACUUCCGCAUGUACAUGAUGGUGGUGGUGUGUGGUGUGCUCAACGGCAUGAUGCUGCUGCCUGUGCUGCUCAGCACGAUCAUUGACGUCAAGGAUUUCUUCACACGCAAGCGGUCAAGGAAGAGCGAGCUCCCGUCGGCGCCUGUUACUCGUGUUGAGUAACUAAGUUGCAUGUAGCCCUGAAUGUUGAGGACAAUUGAAUAUGAACUAAGCAAAAUAUACUGCAGUAAUUUUCGAUGAGCAAAAAAUGCGCUUUGUUGCAACUUCAAC